Messenger RNA from Brassica oleracea var. oleracea, 574 nucleotides. RefSeq names its product jacalin-related lectin 22-like. Gene Ontology annotation, molecular function: carbohydrate binding. The coding region runs from base 95 to 478 and encodes 127 amino acids. The record is from RefSeq and is a predicted model, not a curated record. The transcript has 4 exons. NCBI's taxonomy places the organism in Eukaryota, Viridiplantae, Streptophyta, Magnoliopsida, Brassicales, Brassicaceae.
GUCUGCCAAUGUAAAUAAAUACACACAUUUUCAUCACCUUCACUCAGAUUCAUCACUUUCAUUCCCAAUCAGAGCUCAACAAUUUACUGGAUCUAUGGCGAGGAUGUACCGGAAGUUAGCAACAUGCGGUGGUGAAGGAGGAAGUGAAUGGGACGAUGAUGUAUACGAAGGUGUACGAAAAGUAUAUGUUGGGCAAGAUCUCUCACGUAUCACUUACAUCAAAUUCGACUACGUGAAGUUCGACGGUGAAGUAGUAACACGUGAAUAUGGGACAGAAAGUCAACACCCUAAAGAGUUUGAAGUUCAAUAUCCGGACGAACACAUCAUAUCGGUGGAGGGAAGCUACAAGAAAGUGGAUCUAUAUGCCACGGACGUGAUCACGUCUCUCGUCUUCAAGACCUCAAAGGGUAGAAAGUCUCCAAUGUUUGGUCCAAACUUGCUCGGACUUGUGACCCAGAUUACAGAGAGUUACAAGUAGCGGAAGACAACAAUCUACAACACAACAACGAAGAACAGAGUGUAAAACACAACUACUAUACCCAAAGCCAAGAACCGGCGCGAAAGGUGGUAGGAC